AUGGAGGGUAAUAAAGACGAAGCAAUACGGUGUCUCAAAAUAGCACGAGAUCAUUUAGCAUCAGGGAAUGUAUCUGGCGCGAUUAAAUUUGCACAAAAAUCAAUAAACCUAUUCCCGACAACGGAAGCACAAACCUUCCUUAAACAAACUGAGUCUAAAAAAAUUCCAAAUGGUCGAGAAAAUAACAUUCGUCAAGCUCCAUCGCCGAGUACCUCCAGAGAACAUAAACAAGGAAGACAAAUAGGUGAUUAUACCACUGAACAAGCUGAGGCUGUCAAGCGAAUAAGGGCUUGUAAAGCCCACGAUUACUAUUCUAUACUGGGAAUAAGCAAAGAUGCUACCGAUUCAGAUGUUAAAAAGGCUUAUCGAAAGUUGGCUUUACAAAUGCAUCCUGAUAAAAAUGCUGCGCCUGGUGCUGAUGAGGCUUUCAAAAGUUAUGAUCCGCAAAAGCGUUCUAUAUUUGAUGAGCACGGUGCUGACCCCGAUUCACGAAGUAGUGGAAUCCCUCCUGGUUUUAGAAGCUUUAACAAUGGAUUUGGAAACGGUGCUGUUUACGCUGAAGAAAUUUCGCCAGAGGAAAUAUUUAAUAUGUUUUUCGGAGGGGAUGGUUUUCAUUCAGCGACUUUCGUUGGCCCAGGAUUCAGCACACGAAGGUUUCAGCCACGUAGAGCAUCACCAAAUGGACGAGGCGCUCGAGAACAGCAUACUUCCCCAUUACUUACAUUUCUUCAACUUUUACCUCUUAUCCUCCUUUUCUUAUUCUCCUUUUCUUCUAGUUGGUUUUACCCUGCACAAGAACCAAUGCCACCAUAUUAUCUUCAAGAAACUGGUCGUUAUUCACAACAAAGAUUUACUUAUUCACUACAAGUUCCUUAUUUUGUCGAACGUGUUCAAUUUUCGUCUGUUGAACAAAAUCCACGGCAAUUACGUAAAUUUGAAGAUAAUAUAGAAGUUGCAUAUAUAAGAAGAUUACACUUAGAUUGUAAUGCAGAGUUCACAACUAAACAACGUAUGAUAAAUGAUGCCAAAGGGUGGUUAUUUCGGGAUGAAGAAAAACUAAAGGCUGCUGAGGCAAGGAGUUUACCAAGUUGUGAAAAACUUAUGGAAAUCAGUAGAUCAAAAAGAUAUAAAGAAAUUCAACAUUUGGGCCUUUUUUGCCGUAUCCAACGUCCAAGUCCAAGCAUGUUUAUAAAGUCUAAAAUUUUAUAUAAAAAACCAUAA
Messenger RNA from Cetraspora pellucida, 1221 nucleotides. Lineage: Eukaryota; Fungi; Glomeromycota; Glomeromycetes; Diversisporales; Gigasporaceae. The record is from the annotation of a GenBank genome assembly.